CUGGGGAAUCCACCGGGCCGAGUCUGCGCCGGUCUGUCCGGGGCGGGGCACGGCUGCAGCUUGGAGGGUCCGGGGCGCGGCGGGAGGGGGCGCCCGCGACCCUCCAGCUGGGGAGACAAAGGGGAAGGGGAAGCCCCCCAUCGCCUGGGGGGGCCCCGGAGCUGAGUUCUUUGCUCAGUGCACAUCUCGGGCCUCCGUCCCCCGCGUGCAGCCGCCGCCUGGUGUCUUGGUGCGCGGAGGUGGGGACGGCGGGAUCUCCAAGCGCUGUGCGCGCUCCUCCCGCUCGGAGGCGGAGAGAGUCUGGCGGGGGCCACAGGCGGCGGCCGGGAGAGCGAGCGAGCGAGCGGAGCGCGGCGGCGGCAGCACCGGGGCCAUGGCGCCCUCGCGCCCGCUGCUGCCGCUGAUGCUGCUGUUACUGCCUCUGCGCGCGCGCAACGAGGACCCAGCCCGCGCCAACGCCGACCGCUACGCUGUCUACUGGAACCGCAGCAACCCGAGGUUCCAUGUGGGCACAGCAGGCGAUGGUGGUGGCUACACGGUGGAGGUGAGCAUCAACGACUACCUGGACAUCUACUGCCCACACUAUGGGGCUCCGCUACCGCCAGUGGAACGCAUGGAACAUUACAUCCUGUACAUGGUGAAUGGCGAAGGCCACGCAUCCUGUGAUUACCGGCAACGGGGCUUCAAGCGAUGGGAGUGUAACCGGCCCGCAGCACCUGGGGGGCCCCUCAAGUUCUCUGAGAAAUUCCAGCUCUUCACCCCUUUCUCCCUCGGCUUCGAGUUCCGCCCCGGUCACGAGUAUUACUAUAUCUCUGCCACCCCGCCAAACCCCGUGGACCAGCCCUGCCUGCGGCUGAAGGUUUAUGUGCGGCCGACCAGGGGCAUGGGCAGGCCCCGGGGACCCCGGCCGAAAGCCCUGUCCCCUUCCUAUGUCCCCACAGAUGAAUCAAUGUACGAAGCCCCAGAGCCCAUCUUCACCAGUAACAGCUCCUGCAGCUGCCUGCGAGGCUGCCGCCUGCUCCUUACCACCGUUCCAGUGCUGUGGACCCUCCUGGGCUCCUAGCUUGGACAGAAGGACACCAGGCUUGCCCGGAUCCCACUGUCCAGCCCUCUGACCUGCCACGGCCACCUCUGAGAGGAAAUGUUGCUGCUUUUGUUUAUGGUGCUGUCCCACUGGAGGAGCUGUUCACCUAGAGCUUGGGAGGGGACACCAGGCCCCCCAACCCAUGCCUGAGGGGGAAACUGAGGUAUCUUCAAAGCCCUAUGCAGAGCCACUUUCUUUGUGGCCACCAGGGAACUCAAGACCUUCUGAGCUUUUAUUUUUUGAUUGGAUCAGAAAGACUUUUUAAAUUUUAAUUUAUUCCCUGAUGUCGAUGGUGAUUUUGGGAUUGGGAAUGAACUGGUGGGAGGGGGUGGGAGGUCCCUGAAGGAUGGAGAUUUGGGCUUACUGGCUUAGGCUCCUCAUGCCUGGUGAGUCUGAGCUGGGCUGAAAGGGUGCCUGGCAACCGACCCUGCAUUGGGGUCCUUUGCCCAGCCUCUGUGGAACCCCACUUCCCCUAGUGUCUCAGAAACCCCUUCAACCCUGCUGGCCAUCUGGCCCCUUCCACCAGGCACAGCUAUGUCCUGGGCUGGGAAUCCUUUAUAUUUCUGUAAAUAGAACCAGCAAGUAUAUACUGUGACUUAUUUUUAAUGUAUUCUUAAAUACAGACUGGAAAUUUUUUCUUUAAAAUUUUCUUUCCCAUCCAUUCGUUGGGAGGAGCCUUUUAUUUUGGUGGGAGGCAGUGGGAUGGACUUUUUAGGAUAGAAACAACACUUCGCAAUAAACUGGGUUUUGUUUUUUUUUUUUUCCUGUCUGUCGGAGCCCCUCCAUCAUGUGACCUAGUAAUGUUUCUAAAAAAAAAAAA
Nannospalax galili (Upper Galilee mountains blind mole rat) is the source of this 1904-nucleotide messenger RNA. RefSeq names its product ephrin A2 (gene Efna2). Lineage: Eukaryota; Metazoa; Chordata; Mammalia; Rodentia; Spalacidae. Gene Ontology annotation, biological process: ephrin receptor signaling pathway; axon guidance; osteoclast differentiation. Gene Ontology annotation, cellular component: plasma membrane. Gene Ontology annotation, molecular function: ephrin receptor binding. The record is from RefSeq and is a predicted model, not a curated record. Bases 374 to 1063 code for a protein of 229 amino acids. The transcript is spliced from 4 exons.